Sinocyclocheilus rhinocerous is the source of this 1280-nucleotide messenger RNA. It is a transcript of the gene efhd1, whose product is annotated as EF-hand domain family, member D1. Lineage: Eukaryota; Metazoa; Chordata; Actinopteri; Cypriniformes; Cyprinidae. Bases 28 to 741 code for a protein of 237 amino acids. The transcript is spliced from 4 exons. The record is from RefSeq and is a predicted model, not a curated record. Gene Ontology annotation, molecular function: calcium ion binding.
UCGUGCGAGGCAGAGCAUCAGUCCGCAAUGUCAUCCGAGGAGCUCGCACGGAGGCUGCAGCGCAAACUGGACGCCGAGCAGCGUGACACCAAACCCGGCUCACCGGCGCAGACAGGAGCGGACGAGGAGGAGCCGCCGCCGGAGAGACCCGGCACUGCAGUGAACGGCGACGCCACCUCUGAACUGACGGAGAAACUCAACCGCAGGCUGGACAUCCAUGACGGCACGACGAAACCCAAGCAGAUGAAGGUUUUCAACCCCUACACCGAGUUUAAAGAGUUCUCGCGCAAACAGAUCAAAGACAUGGAGAAAAUGUUCAAGAGAUUUGACUCUGGUAAAGACGGCUUCAUUGAUCUGAUGGAACUGAAGCUGAUGAUGGAGAAACUUGGAGCUCCACAGACUCAUCUGGGCUUGAAGAACAUGAUCAAGGAGGUGGAUGAAGAUUAUGACGGCAAACUCAGCUACAGAGAGUUCCUGCUGAUCUUCCGGAGGGCCGCGGCAGGUGAGCUGCAGGAAGAGAGCGGACUGAUGGCUCUGGCGCGACUUUCAGAGAUUGACGUCUCGACCAAAGGCGUUCUUGGAGCCAGGGACUUCUUUGAGGCAAAGGUUCAGGCUCUGUCGGUGCGCAGUAAGUUUGAGGCAGAGAUACGAGAGGAACAAGAAGAGAAGAAGAGGAUGGAACUUGAAAGAAAACAACGGCGUGCUGCAUUUAAAGAGCUGCAGUCCACAUUCUGCUCCUAAAACUACAGUUCUUUUAGAGAGCACAGUUUACUUGCACACAAGCACAUACACGCAUGCACACACUGCUUCUCGUACCUCACACCUAUGUGUAAUCAAAACCACAGCCGAACACUGAACAAGUAGCAUUAGCGUUAUUAGCCGCUUACAGCUAUCCUGAAAUAUGCAUGAGGAAUUUGUUUCGUGGGUGACGGCUGAGGAGAAGACGAGAUGACGUGAGUGAAAUUUCAGUAGACUUCUAAUGUAGGACUUAAACUCUAAUAGACUAGAUUGUGCUUCUAUUUUAAUCAAAGCAACUAUAUAUUUUUAGAAACUAAAAAGUUUAUUGUAAAGUUAUUCAGUGUUAAUCAUAAUGUUAAAUACACGCAAAGUUGUUGUCGUGGACUAAAUGUUGAUUAUGACCAACUGAGAAAAAAAACAUGGAGAGAAAGGGUCAAGAAUUAUUAUUUUUUUAUAUAUAGAUUUUAAUCAUGCAUUUUGUUCCGUUUUCUUUUUUUGUUAACUGUUUUCUACAUAUUUGUCAGCUAAUUAUUGCUGUUAAU